This is a messenger RNA of Empidonax traillii (willow flycatcher), 1788 nucleotides long. It is a transcript of the gene RUNDC1, whose product is annotated as RUN domain containing 1. The coding region runs from base 28 to 1671 and encodes 547 amino acids. The record is from RefSeq and is a predicted model, not a curated record. Lineage: Eukaryota; Metazoa; Chordata; Aves; Passeriformes; Tyrannidae. The transcript has 5 exons.
GCUGUCACCGCGCCGGUACCGGCGGCCAUGGAGGCGGAGGGCGGCUCGCUGGGCCCCGGCGAGCGCUGGGCGCCGGUGGGCGCCGUGUCAGCGGAGGAGGAGGAAGAGGAGGAGGAAGAGGAGGACGAGGACGCAGGGGGCGGGUCGCCGCAGUCGGUGCCGCGGCUGCGGGCCGAGCGGCGCCGGCUGCACGGGGCGCUGCUGGCGCUCGCCUCGCACUUCGCUCAGGUGCAGUUCCGCCUGCGGCAGGUGGCCCGGGCCGGCCCGGCCGAGCAGCAGCGCCUGCUCCGCGACCUGGAGGAUUUCGCCUUCCGCGGCUGCCCCGCGCCGCUGCCCCACGGGCUGGGCGCCGCCCCGGGUGAGCAAGAGAAGCAGGAACAAAUUGAGGUCCAGAAGGAGAAGCACAGAGAGCUGAUCCUGCAGCUCAAGACACAGCUGGAUGACUUGGAGACCUUUGCUUACCAAGAGGGCAGCUAUGAUUCUUUGCCACAGUCUGUGGUUAUGGAAAGGCAACGGAUGAUUAUAAAUGAGCUGAUAAAGAAGCUGGACAUGGACUUGAGCGAAGAUAUCGCAACGCUCUCUCCAGAGGAGCUGCGGCAGCGGGUGGAUGCUGCCAUAGCACAGAUUGUAAACCCAGCCAGGGUGAAGGAGCAGCUGGUGGAACAGCUGAAGACCCAGAUAAGGGACCUCGAAAUGUUCAUCAACUUCAUUCAGGAUGAAGUUGGAAGCUCUGGUAAGACGGAAGAUGGACACUGUGACUGCGGGGGCUCCUACAAAUCCAGCACCCAGCCUUCUGGGAACAGAGUGAACCCAGAAGAUGCCAAAAGGAUGCAAGAAACGGGCCUGCAGCUCAUGCGCCGUGUGCUGGCUGUGCUGCAGAUCUUUGCUGUCAGCCAGUUUGGCUGUACCACGGGUCAGAUCCCCCGCACCUUCUGGCAGAAGGACCAAGACAACAAGGACUUCUCCCCCUUGGUUAAGAAACUGGAGUUGUCGGUGGAGCGGGUGAGGCAGCUCGCCCUGAAACACCAACAGGCAGAGCAGGUUGUCUGCCCCUCUGAGCUGCAGGACGUCCCCCUGGGAGGCAGAGACGAGCUGACUCUGGCUGUGCGCAGGGAGCUGACGGUCGCUCUGCGGGACUUGAUGGCUCACGGGCUCUACGCCUCUUCCCCCGGCAUGAGCCUGGUGUUGGCCCCCAUCGCGUGCCUGAUCCCCGCGUUCAGCCCCUCGCCGCGGACCAUGCACCCCUGGGAGCUUUUUGUCAAGUAUUACAAUGCUAAGAACGGACAGGCCUUCGUGGAAUCCCCGGCCCGCAAGCUCUCCCAGUCCUUCGCCUUGCCUGUGACAGGAGCGGUGGCCACCACCCCCAAGCAGAGCCUGCUGGCAGCCAUCCACACGGUGCUCACGGAGCACGGCCCCUUCAAGCGCAGCGCGGACUCUGAGCUGAAGGCGCUGGUGUGCAUGGCACUGAACGAGCAGCGCCUGGUCUCCUGGCUCAACCUCAUCUGCAAGUCCGGAGCUCUGGUGCAGUCCCACUACCAGCCCUGGAGCUACAUGGCCAACACGGGUUUCGAGAGCGCGCUCACCCUCCUCAGCCGCCUGAGCAACCUGAAGUUCAGUCUCCCGGUUGAUCUGGCUGUUCGGCAGCUGAAAAACAUCAAAGAUGCUUUUUGAUGUGUUUUUAUUGUAGAUCACCCAUUUCCCACAAGUAGGCAGCUCUUGGGCUCAAGAAGCCUGGCUUUUGUAAAACCCAAGUUUGUCUCUUUGAUACUUGCUUUUAGGGAAAUCUUA